GCAAAUACUCGCAAGUACUCAUAAAAUUGCAUUUUGAAAAAUCUCACGUGAGAUUGGGAAAUGGGGGAGGCGGUUGAAUAAAAUCUCACGACAUCUCACCAGGGGGAGAGGGAGGAUCAGAAAAUUAAAAAAAACACCUAACGUAAUUUAUGGACGCCCCCUAACCCACAGUGGGUUAACUGCUUAAUUCAAGUAUUUAUUUAUUAGUAUUUAUUUUAUUUAAUCUUAAAUUUUAAUCUUAAAACCUUUGUAACAAAUUUAUUUACUUGUUUUUAUGUAAAAAUGUUGAGUGCAAUAUAAAUAUAUAUAAUAUAUUGCCCAGUAAAAUAGACGAAUGGCGGAUUUAAUGCCAAAGAGACAUUCUCUACCAGUCAACCAGUGAAUUUAGUACAGAACUUUAAAAGUAUUAUAUAAAUCAUUAUCAAAAUGAAAAGUUUAUUUUUUGUUUAUCGAUGGAAAAAACUGGACUCGUGUUUAAACAAUACACUAAUGAUUUAUAUUGUUAUUUAUAAUCAAUAAAUAAGUUACUAACACUGUAUCUAUCUGAAUAUUAACAUACAUAGUACCAUCCCAUCAAUUAAAACGAGUAACUUAAAAAUUAAACAAAAUCGAGCAUGAAUAAUCGCAUCAUUUUUUUUAUCCUUUUUUUUUUCAUUAAGACAAUUAAACUCAAUAGUUUUAUUGCUUGUAUACCAAAAAUAUAUUUUCGGCGUAAUUUUUUUUUCCCCAUUUUCGUGUUUUUAUCAUUUUAUUUUUUUAUAAAACCAUAUGGUAAGUCAUUAAAUAAAUGGAUUUAAUAAAUAUACUAAUUCAGUGUACUAAACUGUGUCAUAAUAAAACAUUUUAAUUUUACUUUAUUUUCGAACUCAGUUAUAAGGUAUUUUAAGUUACGACGUUGCGUCGUUGCCUUGGAAUGACGUCACAGUGAGUCAGAGGUGCGUCACCUGUGGCCGCCGCCAGUUUAAAUAUGCAGAUGCAUUAUUUGUUUGUAGUCCGAUUCGGUCUUGCAUUUGCACACCACGUGUAUCUUUUGCGUUCAUCGUUAUUUUUGUUAAAUCUUUGUUUUUGUUAUUAGUUUGUAGAUUGUUAACCGUUGUUUUGUUUUGUUAAUUGUUAUAAAUGAGUGAAGAAGUGAGAAUGAGUGAGGCAAGGAAAAAGCAACCAAGGCGUCGAAAGAGAAUCUUGGAACCUCAAGCAGGUUAGUAUAUUAUUAUUCAAAUUUAUUUAUUUUCAAACAAAUUUUAACAGCCGUUGAAAAAGAAUAGUCUUAAAAUACAUAUUUAUCUUAGCAAUGUUCUUAAAUUCCUUACGAUUAUAGAAUUUGUAUAUUAUGCACAAGUCGUCGUUGCUUGAAUCCUCAAAACAAAAUAUUUCUAGGUAACCAGAAUUACCAGAAUCGAUAUAAAUAAAAAGUUGUGUACAUAUUAUUAAAGGCGACCUAAAUGUUCUUAUCUAAUAUUGUAAGCCAAAUUUUCGAAGUAGAAGCCUUUCUCAGCAAAUUUGCCCUUUCUUUUCCCUGCGGCUGACCAUUCCUAUACGUGGUAGGUUUAAUAAUUAUAUUUUCGUUUCAGAUCAUCUUCGUCAAUACCCUUUAAUUCUCCGAUAAAAAGAGAAAGCCAACAACUUGGCAAUCGGCGAAAAACAAUUGAUCACAAACAACUAUAAAUAUGUUAAAAAUACUUGGCCAGAAACUGAAUACAAAUCAAAUCAGGCUAUGGUAGCUAAGACAGCUGAAAUUAGCGGAGUGAGUGUAAAAUCCAUUCAUGGAAUUUUACGGGAGUACAAAGACACUCACACAUUUGAACCAAAAGGCACCACUUGAUGAUCAAAUAAUGAUAUAGACGUUCUUUUUAUUACAAAAUAAUAUUUUGAAAUAAUGACAAUGCAUGAAAUAUUUUUGUUUUUCUAUUAUUAUAGUAAUAUUCGACAUGAUCCGUGGUCUUUCGAAACAACUGAUGUAAAACGCACAACGCACUGUAAAGUCGCAAACUAUAAAUAUAUGAAAUAGCAUCUUUUAUGUAGCUAUGUAAUGUAAAUAAAUGUGUACUAUUUAAAAACUGUUUCGUAUUUCAUUGCCCCUAUUCCACAUAUCCCUUUGGGCUAAAAACUCAGAAAAAAAUGAGAUCAGUAAUAUUGUAUUCCCCAUAAGUUUCAUGAACUUGCAUAUUUUAUAUGGUUAACUUGCGUCAUCGGCAUUUAUAAACUACUACAUGAAAAAAAGGUUUAUGAUAUAUGUCAAACUCAGAAUUCCAGGACUGUCCUGUACCACGAUACGUCUAAUUAGUCACUUUUAGCGAUAGUAUCCAUACGAUUUGUUCAUUUUGUCCAUAAUAUUAGAGUACAUUGGUACAGAGGAGGUGAAUGACCUUUAUUGCACGUUUAUCUGGCACUGACUAUAGUUAUGAACGAAACAAGCAGGGCUAGCAAGGGGCGCGGGCGCAGGGGAUGUACGCGCAUGCGCCGACGACGAUGUCUGCUCGGUUUUUUAUUUAGUUAGGCAACAUCAGUCGCCCGCGCACAAUUCUUUUGAACGCACGCACUUCCGCCUUUGCUUCCGUGUUGCACGCCACCCACCGCAGCCCCACACUUCGCGCGUCGUAAUGUAUUCCAAUCGCGAAUAUUACGAAAUGGUGCGGUGUUACAUUUUAAGCGGUGAAAGUUUAAAUGCAGCUCGGAGACUAUACGAAGCAGAAUCCAUCCCAGCCCUGCAAAAUCAGGGACUAAUAAACCCCGCAGUACCUAGUCGCGAGACAUUUUUGGCUGUGAACCAAAGGCUAUUGGACUAUGGUCAAUUUACUUCGCCUACUCACGCUCGUGGAGGUGGAAGACCAGGACUUGCAGUAGAAAUCGAAGAUGAAAUCUUGGAUUUCUUCGAAAGGGACCCGCGCGCCAGUACACGAGAUGCCGCACGCCGAUUUAACGUAAGCCACUAUGCCGUGUGGAAGCUGCUGAAAGUGACAGGGCUACACCCUUACCACUUCCAAAAGGUCCAUGCUCUACACGAUGGAGAUAAUGUGCCCCGUCGUACCUUUUGUGAAUGGCUGAUUGCACACCCUAAUGCCAACAUUUUGUGGACUGACGAAGCAUUGUUUACUCGUGUGGGGCUUUAUAACCAUCAUAACGAGCACUGGUGGUCCUUCAGAAAUCCGCAUAUGAUUCGGAAAACCCACCAUCACGUGCGCUUUAGUGCCAAUGUGUGGGCCGGUGUUAUAGGCACGAAAAUACUGGGGCCGUACUUCAUCGAAGGGCCACUCACCGACGGCAACUUCCUCGAUAUGCUGCGGCAUGUCAUUGCCGAUUUCAUGGAGGACUUGCCCGUAGCCUACUUCCGGGAUUUUUAUUUUCAACUGGACGGUGCAUCACCCCAUUACGCCGCCGCCGUCCGAGAUCAUCUCACCAUAGAAUAUGGUGAUCGAUGGAUUGGACGCGGAGGCCCCAUCGUGUGGCCUGCUCGAUCGCCGGACCUAACACCGUGCGACUUUUAUUUGUGGGGCGAAAUUAAAAGACGUGUGUAUUUUGAGGAAGUACAAAGCCUUGAGGACUUAAAAGUGCAAAUCAGAGCGGCAUUUGACUACGUGAAAAAUGACACUGUAGUGCUCUCAAAAUUAAAAGACAAUGUGCAAAAACGUGCAAGACUCUGUGUGGAGAGGAACGGUAUGAACUUUGAACAUUUAUUAAAGUAUACGUAGGUAAAUAGUUAAAUUAGGUAGGGUAAAUUGAUUAGUUGAUUAUGUACAUAAAGUUGAUGAUUUUUUAAAUACGCCUGAUUGCAAAGAAUAUCUAGUUAAGUACCUACUUUUUUUUAUUAUUGGUUUAACUAAACAGAAUUUUAGGUAACUCGAUAUUUACUUACCUAUUUAUUUAUAAAUUUAAAGCAGUAUAGCUAUUGUAAUAGUAGGUAUCUAAUAGGAUUUUUGCAAUUUGACGGUCCUAAGCCCGUAAAAGUAUGAAGGAAAGGUUUCAACUUUAUGUACCAUUUGCCCAAGCAUGAAAAAACGAAAACAUUUAAGGUAGCUGCUACUAACUCGCAAGCAUACUUGUAUUACUAUCAAUGAAUUGCGGGAAGGGAGGGAGAGGUAAGUGUAACGUUGCGCGUAAAGCGCACGUACUGGGCAGCGAGAGCGUCCACAAAUGUAUGUUUUUUGAAAAUAACUUGGUGACGAUAUAACUCAACAUUUUUGUUCUAAACGACAUAAAAAGAAAAAACCCGUAUUUCAUUAUUUGUCGUAAAGAUUAACAUACUCAAAUUUGGAGAGUGUUUGAAAUGCUUACGAAUGUCGAAGCCGUUCAAGGUGACUCAGGUCGAGGUGUUGAGGUACCUUCCAGGUUUUAGAUUUCCAUAAAACUAUGUAAUUGGGGACCCAAGCAAUGUCUCAUACAUAUUUAUUGUACUAAUUUGCCUCUUAACUUAAUUUUCGCCAAUCACAUCAUAUUCCAAGAGAAAAUCUCGUAUUAAUAAAACAUGUUUUAAUCAUCUUAUCGUAUUGUCUGAUAAAUCGUAACACAUCGUCAAGGAAAAACAGAAAACCGAUAAAAAUGCCGGCUAGAGAUAAGGAAAAACAUACUUUAUCUAUUAAGUAAUAAGUUCAAUAUUACUUCUUUAUAUGAGCGGGUGAAGUAAUUCGCAUAAAACAAUAGACCAAUAAUGUAUCGUUGAAAUAUUCAUAAAAUUAGGUUUAAAGUAUUAGAUGAAUUUACAACAGAAAAAAAAAGAUUUGAAAGACAUACAGCCAGUUGCACAAACGUCCAUUUA
Messenger RNA from Diatraea saccharalis (sugarcane borer), 4753 nucleotides. NCBI's taxonomy places the organism in Eukaryota, Metazoa, Arthropoda, Insecta, Lepidoptera, Crambidae. The record is from the annotation of a GenBank genome assembly.